Molecule: messenger RNA, 930 nt
Organism: Peronospora farinosa
Lineage: Eukaryota; Oomycota; Peronosporomycetes; Peronosporales; Peronosporaceae
Source: the annotation of a GenBank genome assembly
AUGACUAUUUCUCGUGGUGUAUACAAUCAGCUCUUUGAACAAGCGCCUGAUGCUACGGAUGGAAGCAAAGAGAAAGUGAUUCGUUUACGUCCGACGGAAGCCAAGGCGGGUGCUGUGGUCAUGUCGGCAAAGAAUAAGAUUCAAAUGUGGACGAAGGAGGAACAUGAUCGUUUUCUUGCAGCAUUGGAAAAGUUUCCGGCUGGUCCAUGGAAGAAAGUUGCUGACUUUAUUGGUACAAAGACACCGAGGCAGACAAUGACACAUGCUCAAAAGUAUCGCCAGAAGAUUCAUCGUCGACAGAGAGGUCUACGUAAUCAAAAGAAGAGUGAUCAGAAGGACAGUGUUAAUGUGAACACUAGUAAUAUGGAGAAUCCGGCACCUGUGGACACUAAGAAGGAUGUCAAGGUAGAGCUUAAUGCUCUUGUAUCACCCUUUGGUGUAGCUGAUUUGCAACUUCAGCCAGGCUCCAAUGCUGCAAUGGCUGUUGUAACAGGCGCCACGAAUGACCAAUUAUUGAACAUUCUGGCUCAGCAAGCGACGACGAUUCAUGACAAGCCAGGGCCGAUGGAAGUGGAUGAGGUGGAUCAAGGGACGGCGGAAAUGGACGUCUCUGUGUCGCUUGAGGCGACAGCUGGGGAAGACACGGAUGGAUCUUUUAACAACAAUUUGCCGUCACUGGCUGAGAUUUUGCAUUUGGGCGGCGCUGAAGGGCAGACUGCUGUGGAGACGGAAGAGACACAGGUGUCGAGCAAGGACGACGAUGAGUUGACGACUGAGGUCAAGACGGAGACGGAGACGAAGGCAGAGGAAGAGGGAGAGGUGCAGACAGCGUCAGAGGACUGCAAAUGCAAAUGCACCUGCAGCGCACACGGUGGAAAGAAAGUCGUAGUGGAAGCAUCGAUGACGCAGUCUCGACCUGAGGAAAGCUAA